Penicillium cinerascens is the source of this 1725-nucleotide messenger RNA. Its product is annotated as putative MFS transporter. Gene Ontology annotation, biological process: transmembrane transport. The record is from RefSeq and is a predicted model, not a curated record. The transcript has 3 exons. NCBI's taxonomy places the organism in Eukaryota, Fungi, Ascomycota, Eurotiomycetes, Eurotiales, Aspergillaceae. The coding region runs from base 1 to 1725 and encodes 574 amino acids. Gene Ontology annotation, molecular function: transmembrane transporter activity. Gene Ontology annotation, cellular component: fungal-type vacuole membrane.
AUGUCUCUGGUGCAGCAUGUCUCUGCUCUUGAGGGAGUUGACCGUGAGCCGGAUACUGAUCUCGAUGACGAUUUUGUGCCAAUCGCGCGCAAGAUCAGUUACGAUGUGCUGUAUCCGGGUCAUGAUGCAUCCGCCGCCGAGCAAGCUCCCCAGGCUACACCUGCAUACAAUCACUCCACGGUAAAACGAGCAGCCCAAGUCGCGUUCACGAUUUUCGCGUGCUGGGUCGCGUCUGGCAUUGUGUUUGGAUUCGCCGCGCUCAAGCCUGUUCUUGUCGAGGAGGGUGUUUACCAUGAUAAUUGUUCUAAAAGUGAAUUGCGCGACGGAGUUGAGCUCUGCUUGAAGCAAGAUCUCAGACUGAAUUUUUUCUUCACCGUCGCGUCGAUCACGGCAAAUGUGUCCGCGCUCCCGGUCGGAACAAUACUUGACCGAUAUGGAUCGCGUCUCUGCGGUCUUAUCGGCUGUUUUCUUCUUGCCCUUGGCAGUGUACUGAUGGUGCUCUCGUUCCAUCUGCCCGGCUUCGAGGGAUUUAUUGCUGGCAACUUCUUCCUCGCCCUCGCUGGUACAUUCAUUUUCGUACCAUCUUUCCAAAUCGCCAAUGCGUUUCCCAGACAUGCCGGAAAGAUUGUGGCCCUCGUGACGGGUGCUUUCGACGCGUCGGCUGCGGUCUUCCUGUUCUAUCGAUACGCAUACGAGGCAUCCGGCAGAACAUUCACACCGGACAAGUUCUUCACGGGAUACCUGGCAGUUCCGGGCGCUAUUAUCCUCGCACUCUUAACUUUUAUGCCAAAGCGCGACUACCAAUCGACCCUGCAGCUCGAGAGCAGAAUCGAAGAAGCAGAAGACGCCACCCGAGACGUGCACUCAUCUGAUGACGAAAUUGAGAAUGCACGCGAGCUAAUUCGCGUCCGGAACAAGCGCGCCGACCUUCGAAAGAAGAAGAUUAACCAGAUUAACGAAGUCCUCGGAGGCGCAGAUGUGAGACAACAACGUGCAGAGUGGGAAGAAGACCGCCACAAUAUCAGUCAAGUGUGGGGUAUACUGCAUGGCCUGCCAGCCCAUAAACAGAUGGCUACGCCGUGGUUCAUUUUGAUCACUCUCAUGACCGUCUUGCAAAUGGUACGCAUGAACUAUUUCAUUGCCACUAUCCGGUCGCAAUAUGAAUACAUGCUCGGCUCCGAGGAACUGGCUGAGAAGAUCAAUGACUUCUUUGAUGUCGCUCUGCCUGUUGGUGGAGUUAUGUUUACACCCUUCAUUGGGUAUCUCCUUGAUCGAUUGAGUGUGCCGGCUAUGCUGGGUGUCAUUGUCGCUUUCACUACAAUCAUUGGUAUUCUCAACUCCAUCCCUGCCUUGUGGGCUGGAUAUAUGACGGUCAUUCUAUUCGUGCUGUUACGGCCGCUCUACUAUUCUGCAAUGAGUGACUAUGCCACCAAGGUCUUUGGCUUUGCCACAUUCGGGCGCGUUUACGGUUCCAUUAUUUGCUUAUCGGGACUUAUGAACUUUUCACAGUACGGGCUGGAUGCUCUUACUCAUGGGCCAUUUAAGGAGAACCCAAUCCCUAUCAAUGCGACUUUGGCAGUCGCUGGGUUUGUGGUUGGCGUCAUCCUCGUUACUUUUGUGUCCAUCGCAAGCAGACACCACAUCGCCCAGGAAGAGAGUAAUGAAGAUGAAAGAGAGCCACUGCUUUUAGAGGAAGAUGAACUUGAGUAUGGGUCGACCGUUUGA